Molecule: messenger RNA, 1449 nt
Organism: Carlito syrichta (Philippine tarsier)
Lineage: Eukaryota; Metazoa; Chordata; Mammalia; Primates; Tarsiidae
Product: alpha-1,2-mannosyltransferase ALG9
Exons: 10
Biological process (GO): protein N-linked glycosylation
Cellular component (GO): endoplasmic reticulum membrane
Molecular function (GO): alpha-1,2-mannosyltransferase activity
Source: RefSeq, a predicted model, not a curated record
UUUACCCAUUGCCUUUGAUUUGCUAGUCAUGAAACACAAGUGGAAGAGUUUCUUUCAUUGGUCGCUGGUGGCCCUAAUACUCUUUCUGGUGCCUGUGGUGGUCAUUGACAGCUACUAUUAUGGGAAGUUGGUGAUUGCACCACUCAACAUUGUUUUGUAUAAUGUCUUUACUUCCCAUGGACCUGAUCUUUAUGGUACAGAACCCUGGUAUUUCUACUUAGUUAAUGGAUUUCUGAAUUUCAAUGUAGCCUUUGCUUUGGCCCUCUUGGUCUUACCACUGACUUCUCUAAUGGAAUACCUGCUGCAGAGAUUUCAUGUUCAGAAUUUAGGCCACCCAUAUUGGCUUACCUUGGCUCCAAUGUAUACUUGGUUUAUAAUUUUCUUCAUCCAGCCUCACAAAGAAGAGAGAUUUCUUUUCCCUGUAUAUCCACUUAUAUGUCUCUGUGGCGCUGUGGCUCUUUCUGCACUUCAGAAAUGUUACCACUUUGUGUUUCAACGAUACCGCCUGGAGCACUAUACUGUGACAUCGAAUUGGCUGGCAUUAGGAACGGUCUUCCUGUUUGGGCUUUUAUCAUUCUCUCGCUCUGUGGCACUGUUCCGAGGAUAUCAUGGGCCCCUUGAUUUGUAUCCAGAAUUUUACCGAAUUGCUACAGACCCAGCCAUCCACACUGUCCCAGAAGGCAGACCUGUGAAUGUCUGUGUCGGAAAAGAGUGGUAUCGUUUUCCCAGCAGCUUCCUUCUGCCUGAUAAUUGGCAGCUUCAGUUCAUUCCAUCAGAGUUCAGAGGUCAAUUACCAAAACCUUUUGCAGAGGGACCACUGGCCACCCGGAUUGUUCCUACUAACAUGAAUGACCAGAACCUAGAAGAGCCAUCCAGAUAUAUUGAUAUCAGUAAAUGCCAUUAUUUAGUGGAUUUGGACACCAUGCAGGAAACACCCCGGGAGCCAAGGUAUUCCUCCAAUAAGGAAGACUGGAUCAGCUUGGCCUAUAAACCAUUCCUCGAUGCAUCUAGAUCUUCCAAGCUGCUGCGGGCAUUCUAUAUCCCCUUCCUGUCAGAUCAGUACACCGUGUAUGCAAACUACACCAUUCUCAAGCCCCGGAAAGCAAAGCAAAUCAGGAAGAAAAGUGGAGACCGGAGAAGAGCAGAACCAACUUACAGGAAGAAUUGAAAACCGUUGCACUGGAUGGCUGUGUUAAACUGUUCUCCACAUUCUGGCCUGGCAUCUGAGAACUAGCAAGCCUCUCUUAGGCCAUAUGGGCUUCUGCACCAAAGCUGUUUGGCAGCUCCUAGCAGACCUUCUCGUUCAAAUCCUCGUGCUGAAAAUGAACACAGUCUAGUUGCCAACCCAAUGUCCUUUUCACCUCCAGCAAGACUAAGCUUCUAUAAAGCACUUCACAGGACUCGGAUCCUGUCCUGGAGCUAUCUCAGGAAAAAGGCGACCUUUUGAGG